This is a messenger RNA of Xyrauchen texanus (razorback sucker), 3733 nucleotides long. It is a transcript of the gene acap1, whose product is annotated as ArfGAP with coiled-coil, ankyrin repeat and PH domains 1. Gene Ontology annotation, cellular component: cytoplasm. Gene Ontology annotation, molecular function: protein binding; GTPase activator activity. NCBI's taxonomy places the organism in Eukaryota, Metazoa, Chordata, Actinopteri, Cypriniformes, Catostomidae. The record is from RefSeq and is a predicted model, not a curated record. The coding region runs from base 598 to 2871 and encodes 757 amino acids. The transcript is spliced from 23 exons.
AAGUGAGCGUAGGGGGGUGGCCCAAACGGGCCAAAAGCAAGAAGGCAAAAAAGAGCAAGGACGUGGUGUUUGAUGUGUUGAGAUACAAAUCAAUAUAUAAACCUAUGAAUCUAUGGACUUAAUGGAUUGAAAGAAACGCACGUGACGGAACGCAUAGUGUUAGCGCGCUCUUGACAUUUUGGACGAGUUUGAGGGCACAAUUGCAUGUAUGGUCAACUUGAUUCACUUUUAUAGAAUUUAAUUUAAUUUUAUUGCAUACAGUUCUUAUUUUUAUUUGCACAAGUUGUUGUUCAGAACGCUCGGUGAACAUUCCGAAAAAGACGAAUUCGAAUGUAGUUUAUAAAGAUGCUAUUUGCUUUCACAAGGCAACACCCUCUGACUAAUAUUUAUACCGAAACCAUCCAAUGGAUACGACUGGUUUAAUUCAUCAUUUCUAAUUCAUUCCUGAUGUUAUUCAUACCACUGGUCUCGCAGCGUUGGACGGAUAAAGCGUAAAGGAAGCGCGCCUUCUCUCUGUUUGGACACACCGCAUGAUAUAAUAAUGUAUUAAAUGAACUGUUGGGAUAAAUUGUGUCUUUAUUUCUAAUUUCAACCAAAAUGACUAUCAAACUGGACUUCGAAGAAUGUCUGAAAGACUCCCCACGAUUCAGGGCAGAAAUUGAGAAGGUGGAGGUAAAUGUUAAUGAAUUGGAGACCAGGCUUGAGAAGUUGGUGAAACAGUGCCACACUAUGCUGGAUGCAGGUCGUGUCUAUUGCCAGAACAGUAAAAGUUUUGUCAUAGGCCUCAAAGAGCUGGGACACCACUGUUCUGAGGACAAAACUAUGGGGGAGUGUUUAGAAAAGUUUUCUAACAAACUGUCUGACAUCCUCUGUGCUCAAGAGGAGGUGAUUGAUACCACACAGAAGUCUGUGAAGUUGAAACUACAGAGUUUUGUGAAAGAUGAUGUGAAGCGUUUUAAGGAUGUACGUAAGGAGUUUGAGCGCAGCAGUGAGAACCUGGAUGCGGCCCUCAGCAGAAAUGCUCAGGCACCUCGAGGGAAACAGCACGAGGUGGAAGAGGCCAGCAAUAACCUGCUAAAUGCAAGAAGAGCCUACAGAUCAGGGGCACUGGACUACGUACUGCAGAUUAAUGUCAUUGAGUACAAGAAGAAGACUGAAAUUCUAAUGGCGAUGCUUUCUCUUAUGGAGGCCCAGGCUCUGUUCUUCCGGCAGGGUUACCAGUCACUCGCAGAACUGGAAAACUACCGCAAGCAACUGAGUGAUGAGUACACUCAACUGGUCCUCAAUUCUGCAAGAGAGAAAAGGGACAUGGAGCAGAGACACGCUGCUGUCAAGAAAAAGGAUGUGUCCUAUGAUGACUCUAUUAUGGACUUCAGCCCAGAUGCACCCAAUGGCAUCGUAAUGGAAGGCUACCUGUACAAGAGGGCCAGCAAUGCUUUCAAAACGUGGAGCAGGCGCUGGUUCUCCAUUCAGAAAAACCAGUUGGUUUACCAAAAGAAACAUAACGAGCAGCUCACAGUUGUUGUGGAGGACCUGCGUUUAUGCACAGUGAAGCCGUAUGCUGAACAAGAGAGACGGUUCUGCUUUGAGGUCGUCUCUCCGUCUAAGAGCUGUCUGUUACAGGCUGAUUCAGAGCGACAGCAGCAAGGCUGGUUCAGCGCUGUCCAAAACAGCAUCGCCUCUGCGUUCCAAGAGAGAAGAGAUGACACACUUGGUUCUAGAGAUCGCUGUAGUUCAGUUUCUGCGGGAAGUUUGAGUGGAAGUGGAGUGGAAUCAGAAUCUUUUCAUCGGGAUGCCCUGGAGGAGGUGCAGGCCAUCCCAGGUAAUGGGCAGUGCUGUGACUGCGGGGAGCCUGGACCGGACUGGGCCUCCAUUAAUCUGGGCAUCACACUGUGCAUAACCUGUUCUGGUAUACACAGGAGUUUAGGUGUCCACUUCUCAAAGGUACGAUCCCUUACGCUGGACUCCUGGGAGCCGGAGCUUGUCAGACUAAUGUGUGAGUUGGGAAAUACAGCUAUUAACAAGAUUUAUGAGGCGCGCAUUGAUGAGAUCACCAUCAAGAAGCCACAUCCGUCUAAUCCAAGGCAAGAUAAGGAGUCAUGGAUUCGCUCAAAAUACGUAGAGAAGAAAUUCAUCCACAAGCUCCCAGAGACGGGUCGAGGUCCUCUCCUGCGUCGCUCCAGUGCCCGACGUAACCAACCAACCACGCAGGGCAAACAAGGCACACGCCCCGCCCUCAAACCCAAACCCACCCGAGCCACUCUACCACGACUCAAGGGCCUUACCCCAAGUGACAUAAUGAAGAACAAUUCCAGCCCUCACAAAGAAAAUGAUGAAGAGAAUGAUCUAAGUGGUCUUCAUCCUGGCGCUUUGUUGUAUCGAUCCGCAGCGAUGCGACACUUCCCUCUCAUGGCAGAUGCUCUGGCUCACGGUGCUGAUGUCAACUGGGUUAAUGUGACUGAAGACAGCAGAACUCCACUAAUACAGGCUGCUAUGGCUAAUUCAUUGGCAGCCUGUGAGUUCCUUCUGCAGAAUGGGGCUAGUGUUAACCUGGUGGACUCAGAUGGAAGGGGGCCACUACACCAUGCUACUGUACUAGGACAUACAGGGUUGGUGUGUCUGUUUCUUAAGAGAGGAGCAGACUACAAUGCAAAAGACAUUGAAGAGAAAGACCCAAUCAGUAUAGCCAUAGAUAACGCCAAUGCAGACAUUGUCACGCUACUCCGGAUAGCCAAGAUGGACAGGGAGAUGCGGGAGAUGGACGGCGCUCCUUCAGGUGAUGAUACUUACCAUGACAUCUUCAGGGAUUUCUCACAAAUGGCCUCCAACAACCCAGAGAAGCUUAAACGCCGUAGCGCUGACAUGAAAUAAACCACCUGACCACUAGAUGUCCAUGUUACUCCAACACACACAUACAUUCACCCUCAGUACAGAAAGUGAUAUAACCACGUUCUACUGCUUUUUUUGCUGAAUCAUCACCCAGCAGGCCCCAGAGUAAACCGUAACCUCCUAUGACAUGCUGCUUCAUUUGGUUUAUAUAUCAUACAUGAGCAUAUAUUCCCAUUAAUGUGUUUCAUAAAGUCUGGGUUUUGGCAUAUUUAUCCCAGUUUAGGCUUUAUGAUAUAAUUAAGACUGUUUGCAUUGCAUGUGAUCAUUCUAUUUCCAGUUAUUUCUUCAGGCACAAUACUUAUUCUGUGCUCACCUAAUUUAUCUUUUACAGUACUAAUCAGUUAGAUCUAUUGGGAGCAAUUCAUAUUGAGCAAGUUUAUGUUCCGAAUGCUGUGAGAGCAACAAAUGGAAUAUUGCAGAAAACAGUGGAGUAGAUGCAGUGCCUUGUUUUUACAUUUUAACAAUUGUCUGUGGACACAAGUUGCUAUUCUUAUUUUUAUUCACUCUUAAGAGAGACAGUGUUAAUGCAACUUGAAUGCUAAUGUUAUUUUGAGUGGGUGGUCAUUAUUUUGCUGGUUCUCCUAUAUCAUUUUAUCUGUUUUUUCUCCAUUAAGAACAAAACAACCAUUAGAAAAUACGUUAUUUGCUGUGUUUUGAGAGUAUUAUCUGAAAAUGAUAAUAUGCAGCUAAAAAAAAUAAAUGAUACAAAUCACAUGUAAUUUGCAUUUCUGAGCUAGAAAACAGGUAACAAGUGAAUUUACAGGGCGACUAGGAUGAUCAUUUAACGUUGAAACCGAAAAUGUCUUUAAUAUAUUCCUUUCACUUGAAUCCAUAAUAAAACAUA